UGGCAUUUUAUCCUGCGGGCUCGACAUUAGGAUAUAUAAAGCGGUCUGGAGACACUGUUGCAAUUAUUCAUUAGUUUAUACACACGUAUGGACAAAAUGGGUGUUCUUAACAUAAUUGUUAUGUGUAUUAUAUGGCAAAUAAACAGCGUCGGGGCACAAGAGAUACGGCCCCAAAAAGCUGGCAAUUUGAAGGCAGUAGAAAACUGGGUACUGUAUAUAAAACUCGGCAAUGACGAGGUGUGCGCAGGUGUACAACUUUCUGACGAUUGGGUUCUUACCCUUGCUGACUGCAUUGAUAAAAAAAUCAAGCUUACAAAAUACAGCAUUGUACACAAGGAUGGUUCUAGAAAGGUCAUAGCCGAAGACCGGGACUCCUUUGGAAAGUUAUUUAUUCUUCUGAAGAUGACCGAUGAUAAAGAAGCAACAAAAACAAAGUUCGCACAACUUGCUGACUCCAUGUCACCCUCUUCAGAGUACAAGUUUAGUCUGUACAAUCGGGACAAUUCUGAUAAACUUCUUGCAAAUGAAGUCGAUUUUGUCAGAGGCUCUCAAUGUGAGAAGGAAGAAAUUGAUGGUAAUUUUGGUGAGACACAUAAAUGUGUUCAAGGCAACAUGAAUAAAAAAGCUAGAUGUCUACCAGGAAGUCCAGUGUUUGGCUCCAAGAAAAAACAAAUAAUUCUGCAAGGACUUGCAGUCACAUCAACUGAUUCUUGCUCUUCACAGCUUCAAUCUAUUGCAGUCAUAAAACCGCAAAUCAACUGGAUCAACUCGGUUAUUAAUGAUUGUGGUCCUAUUAAAACUUUUCGGAAUGGCAAGGUGAAGCUGAACAAAAAAUCUUCGACGGCAAUAGGAGCCACGGCGUCUAUCAUGUGUGAUCCUGGGUAUGAGGCAACCCAAAAGAAAAUCUCUUGCAAAGAAAACGGGAAAUGGGAAAAAUCCAGUUGCGAAUUAAAAGAUUGCGGUUCUGUUGAAAAUAUCAAAAAUGGGAAAUUAAACUUAGACGAUGCAACCAAGUCGACAAUGGGGGCAACAGCCACAGUUGUAUGUGACCCUGGCUAUAAGGCAAACCAGGACAAAAUAAAGUGCCUGAAAUCUGGAAAAUGGGGAAAAUCAAGUUGCGAAAUAAAAGAUUGCGGACCAGUUGAGAACGUUCGUAAAGGAAAAGUAAUCCUUGAUAAUAAUACGGAAUCGACGGUUGGAGCAAAAGCAACUUUGGAAUGUUUUCCAGGGUAUAAGCCAAAUCAAAAGAAAAUAGUUUGCUUGAAUACAGGAAAAUGGGAGGAAUCAAGGUGCAAAAUCAAAGACUGUGGGACCCCAGCAAGUGUGAUCAAUGGAAAUUUGAACUUUACCUCAACAAAAUUUGGAGCAACUGCUUCAGUUAUCUGUGAUGAAGGUUCUGUCUCAAACCAAAAAACGAUAAGCUGCCUGGACACUGGAAAUUGGGAAACACCAACAUGUACAAUAAUAGACUGUGGGUCUCCCGAAAAUGUGACAAAUGGGGCUUUGAACUUUACCACAACAACAUUUGGAUCAACAGCUGCUGUUGUCUGUGAUAAUGGAUACGCGGCAAACAAGACAAAUAUAAGUUGCCUUGAAACUGGCAGUUGGGAAACAACAGGCUGCAAAGACAUACGAUGUAAGGCAAACAACACGUGUGGAUUGUCUGCCGGAUCAUGUAGUACUCCAGGUCAAAAUUGUUAUAUAGAUGAUGUUGAACUGUAUAUACCGAACGUACUCGCAAGGGAAACUGAACUUUUUGAACAACCUAUUGCCUCAGAAGAAAUUUGCAGAGAAAUGUGUUAUAAUGCCACAUCGUAUCGCUGUGUUGCCUUCGCCUAUUACGGGCCUUCAAACCAAUGUAUGACAUACAGCAAAACUCCUGCUGAAGGAUUAAAAACGAGUUAUCAUAAUAUUUUGGGACUGAACAUUCUGACAUGUCUAGAUUGUUGAACCAUUUAAAACGAUCAGGCCUGAUUAAUACUUUUUAUCAAAGUAUUAGGACUAAAUCAUAUUGUCUGGCAUGUAUUUACUUUCAUUUUUAGACUUUUUGAAGUGCAAUUUGCGCCAUGAAAUUACAAACAAACAAAAUUCAAUAA
Molecule: messenger RNA, 2096 nt
Organism: Ruditapes philippinarum (Manila clam)
Lineage: Eukaryota; Metazoa; Mollusca; Bivalvia; Venerida; Veneridae
Product: sushi, von Willebrand factor type A, EGF and pentraxin domain-containing protein 1-like
Exons: 13
Coding region: 88-1950 (620 amino acids)
Source: RefSeq, a predicted model, not a curated record